AUGGUGCACGGGCAUGCACACCACAACAUCCACCGCCCCGCCCAAGCCCUCAAGGAGCGGGCUCUGGAGGGGGCUCUGGAGGAACGGGGACUCGGCGAUGAUAUAGCGCGGUGGGGGGGUUUCAAAACAAUGAUGGGCGGUAACGAUGAUGACUCGACUACAACGACUGCGACUGCCCACCAAAACGCCGGUGUUGGUGCUGCCGUGGCCGCUACUGCUACCAAGACCGCCGAUAAUGACACAACCACUACGACGGAGAAGACAACAGCCAAGGAGACCCAGCAUACCGAAAAAACCACCGAGAAGGAGACCUCGACCAAGACUACUGCCAGGGAAACGGAAAAGACUACGGAUACCACCAAGGCAGAGGUGACUAAGACCACCGAGCACACUUCCGCUACUCAAACCACUGCCGAGACGCACAAGACGUCCUCCUUUAUCACUUCUGCCAGCACUACUGCCGACCCUAGCACAGAUAUCAAUGCCUUGGCCGCCACAUCGACUGGAUCAGCUACGGACUCCGCCGCGAGUGCAUCGUCUACUACCAGCGCCGCAUCCCAGGGCAUGUCCUCUGGUGCGAAGGCGGGUGUCGCCAUUGGUGUCAUUCUCGGCGUCGGUGUUUUGGCCGCCUUGAUCUUCUUCUUCAUUCGCAAGAAGAAGCAGAGCAAGGAAAUUGCCGAGCCUAUGGACGAAAAGGCAUUCAAUCUCCCGCCUCCGCCUCCUGUUAAGCCGUCGACUCCUUCGACACCUCCGGUUCUUAACGUUCGACCUAUCACUCAAUUCGCUCCGGAUCUUAGCAACGGCGCUUCGUUCAACCCUGCCACUGCUACCGCAGCUGGUGCUGCAGUUGGCGCAACUGUCGGUGCUGGAGCAGCUACUUCGCGCAAUCUUACAGGAAACUCACCUCCUCCCACCCCGCCCAAGUCUGCGAGCAGCAGCCAGAACCCCUUCAACGACCCCGUCAAUCCUUUCAGCCCCGUGGAUCAGACUGCUGCUGCUAGUCCCACAGCUGAUGUUGGUUCUGGUGCUGCUGGUGCCGCGGCUGUCGGUGCCGUUGGCGCUGCAGCCAUUGCUUCCCAAGGAUCAUCUAAUGGACAAUCUGGCCGCCCCCUUUCGUUUGAGUCUGUCGCUCAUUCGGCCCCUGGUACCUCCCCAAGUCCCGUCAGUGCCGAUGGUGAUUCAAUCUCAGCGGCUGCUAUGGCUGCUGGUGGAGCUGCUGCAAUUGGCGCCGCUGGUGUCGCCGGUGCUGCUGCUGGUCCUGGUGCUGAUAACGUUCACCGAGUUCAAAUGGACUUCAAUCCCUCAGCGGAGGACGAGAUCGGUCUCCGUGUCGGUACACUGGUGCGAAUGCUUCAUGAAUACGACGAUGGAUGGGCUCUUUGUGUUCGCCUCGACCGUUCUCAGCAAGGAGUGGCACCACGAUCUUGCCUUUCAGCGCGUCCUGUGAAGCCUCGCCCGCGUCCACCCCCUGGUGCGGGUCCUGGUCCUGGUCCUCGCGGCCCGCCGAUGGGUCCUAACGGCCGCAUGCCUCCUGGUCGAUUCUACCCCGGAGAUGCACGCCCUAGAUCCCCUGCCGGUCCUGGUGGCCCUGGAUUCUCUGGUCCACCACCCCAGCAGCGCCCUUACCCAGGAGGUCCCCCCCGCGGGAUUCCCAGUUCCUCGUUCGAUGUCUCCUGGUCCACGAUCAAUGUCCCCAGGACCAGGACGACCUGGUCCACCCCUGGUCCUUACGGUCCUCCUGGCAUGCAGCGUCCCGCCAUGCCUGUUGCCCAGCGCCAGCGCAGCAACAGUGCCGGUAAUAUUUCUCCACCCAACGUGGGCGCUGGUUUCCCUCCCAAGCCGAGCCCCUUGGCUGCAGAGCCUCCUGCCCCGGCGCCUACCAGUCAGCUCCCUGCCAUUCCAGCCUCCGCGCCCCCCGCGAGCUCCUCCCCUCCUAUCUCCCCUCAGGGAUCCAUCAACCGGAAGCCUGUCGGUAGCCAGGAGGCAUAG
Messenger RNA from Penicillium manginii, 1989 nucleotides. RefSeq names its product SH3 domain protein. Bases 1 to 1989 code for a protein of 662 amino acids. Gene Ontology annotation, molecular function: protein binding. NCBI's taxonomy places the organism in Eukaryota, Fungi, Ascomycota, Eurotiomycetes, Eurotiales, Aspergillaceae. The transcript is spliced from 4 exons. The record is from RefSeq and is a predicted model, not a curated record.